Molecule: messenger RNA, 1771 nt
Organism: Rattus rattus (black rat)
Lineage: Eukaryota; Metazoa; Chordata; Mammalia; Rodentia; Muridae
Product: 1-phosphatidylinositol 4,5-bisphosphate phosphodiesterase epsilon-1-like
Exons: 2
Coding region: 560-1771 (403 amino acids)
Source: RefSeq, a predicted model, not a curated record
CCGGAGCGCGGGCUGGCGGCGGGGGCGGCCGGCUGGAGCAGUGGACGGCGGCUGCGCGCCCCGCUGUGCUCUGACCCGCUUCUGUUCGCUCCUGGGAAUCGGCUGUGCGGCUGACACUCCGUAACUGGGACUCUCCACGGCUCUGGGGACGCACGCGCGUGGACCAGGUCCCCAGGGACGCGGCACUCCGGUCCCGCCGCACGUCUGGCUGGAGAUCUAAGGGAACAGAAAACACUCAAACUGGAUUUUUAAAUCAUUGCACAUUAACGAUACAGCCCCAAGUUGCAGAAUGUGACCUUGAACAAAAUACUUCUUAAAAAUUAGCUUCAGGCAACAGAGAAAAGAAAAGUGACCUGUUGUUUUGAAAUACUGGUGUAAAACAAACUGUCCUUGUAGGAAAUCACAACUGGAAAAUUUUGUUUGGCUCUUAAUAUACCUGAAUGAAAGGAACUGUCACCUUACUUCUCACGACUGGAAUUAUCUGAGAUUAUCUGUUGUCUGGACAUGAUCGCCAGGGAAGGGAACACAGAAGAGUAGCAACUCAAGGACGCUGGUCAAGAUGACGUCCGAAGAAAUGGCCGCUUCCAUCCUCAUCCCGGUGCCUCAAAGGAAAGUGGCUUCUGCCCAGUCAGUGGCAGAAGAGAGGGGUGAAAAGGUCUCAGAAGCCGGCAUUCCUAAGACACGUGCUGGCAGACAGGGUGGGCUCACCCCUCGUACCAUCUCACAGCGGAACAAACCUGAGGAAGAAUCUUCUAGAACUGAUUUUUCCCAAGUCUUCUCAAUAGCGAGGGGGGAACUAGACAGCGACGAGAAUCACAAUGAAAGGUGCUGGGAGGAAAAUGUGCCCGGUUCCACGAAAAACCACGCGAUUAACUGCAACAGCUUAUUGCAGAGCCACCAGCAUGAGCUUCCCCCGAGCCAGCUCUGUGAAGCCUGUGACUCUGUCACAGAAGAACCCCUGUGUUUGCAGCCUGGGAUUCCUUCUCCACUGGAAAGGAAGGUGUUUCCUGGGAUCGAACUGGAGAUGGAGGACUCUCCCAUGGACGUGAGCCCUUUGGGAAACCAGCCUGGGAUCGUGGAGUCCAGCGGACCUCACUCUGAUGGCAACAUGGCGGUAUUUCAUUUCCAUUAUGAAGGUGACAGGACAAUGCCGGGUGCUUUUCAUACCCUGUCAGAAAAAUUAAUUUUGGAUGACUGUGCAAACUGUGUUACUCUUCCUGGGGGGCAGCAAAACAAAAAUUACAUGGCAUAUACUUGCAAACUGGUGGAAUUGACAAGAACCUGUGGUAGUAAGAAUGGGCAGCUGAAGUGUGACCAUUGUACCUCGCUGCGGGAUGAAUACCUGUGCUUUGAAAACUCCUGCCGGAAGGCUGAGGCUCUCUCCUCAAGUGGUGGCUUUUGCGAGGACGGAUUUACUCAUGGUCCCUCUGCCAAGACUUUUCUGAACCCUUUGGAGGAAUUCUCUGAUAAUUGUGAAGAUGUGGACGAUAUUUUUAAAGGCAAAAAGGAGCGGUCUACUUUGUUAGUCCGAAGGUUUUGUAAAAAUGACAGGCAAGUUAAGAAGUCUGUGUAUACUGGGACAAGGGCCAUUGUGAGAACCCUGCCUUCUGGCCACAUUGGGCUGGCUGCUUGGAGUUACGUUGAUCAGAAGAAAGCUGGUCUCAUGUGGCCUUGUGGGAAUGUAAUGAGACCUCUGUCCACAGUGGACGUAAGGCAAAGUGGAAGCCAGCCCAGUCUGUCUGAAGCCCAGUGGUGUCUGGUAAGAGUUUGA